UUCGUGGGUUGGUCUUCUUGCGUUCAGUCACCCUAGCGGUCACCUGAAGCAUUCGAGGAAGCUAUUUUUGAGAGCUUUUUGAGACUAUUAUUGUCAUUUACGUAUGACAACCUUCUUCCUUUUGCUGGAAUCCUUCGGGUCAGAGGUAGACAUAUUUUUUUUCUUGCUUUUAACACGAUUCUCGCACACGCAAGUCAGGAGAUUGAGACGGGAGCAGGAAAAUAGAUUGAGGAUGGAUGCACGAAGACAAGGGGCAGAAUAUCUGCUCCGGUGACCGAAGUGUGAAGAAACCGCACCGAGUAUUUUCCCCUUUCUGUGAGGCUUUUAUUGAACGAUUUGUGAUCUUUCUCCUGGAUUUAGUUUCUAAUUUUGCUCUCUGUUUCCUUUUUUUGCUUUAUUUGAAAAUAUGGACUCUGAAAUUUCUGCCUAACGUUGAGAAAUCGGGUCGGGUCCUGGAAAAGCAAACAUGGCAAACCACCUUUUUUUUUUCCGCGGGGGAAGUCACAGUCGCUAGCUGGCAAGUUUGGCGCAUAUGGCUCGCAGCACGACGGAACUCAUCGCCGGCAUUGGGAGUAUCCUACCAGAGCGUCCUGUCCAGCAGCACGUCAUCUGCUACCGAGUGCUUCGAGUCCUAUGCCACUGACGGACCAUCACACUUAUUUGAACAAGAGAUUUUGGGGGGAAAUAGCAACAGGUACGAGGAGGAAUAAUGAAAGGUUUCAGGUCCCUUAAAGCUCCGCCAUCAACCGGAGCCUCUUCUACUGAUUGCCAUAUCUCGGCUCGACUUUCUGCGGUCGACUGAUGCACCGACCCUUAUCAUACGGUCCGUCACUCUGUCUGAUGAACCGAUUGAUGGGUACCGACUGAGGGCCUGGCUGACAACUAUAUGGAACUGCAACCGGAGAUAAACUAGAAAAUGUGUGCGAUCUUGAUCGACUGGUUAGUUCAGGUCCAUAGCAAAUUCGAGCUCUUGCCAGAGACAUUUUACCUCACUGACUUGGUCGAGUUCGAGCUGGACAUAGUUUCUUGUGAAGAAAGGCCACGUUGCGACGCCUCACGUUGAUUAUUGUCUUCCUGGAAUUACACGAGAAACUGUGAUGGGACUUGUGGUCAAGGAAAAUUUUCUUUUGGCCGAGCGGUGUAUUAGUCUGUCAGAGUUCCACACAGCAGACAAGGUCUUCACGACAGGAACCACGGGAGAGCUCAGUCCAUGGGUCCCGUGACCAGACAAUUGCAAAUUGCUUAUAAAGAACUCGCUGCAGGAUCAGGGGUGCCAAUACCCACCUAUCAACAACCUUGAUAGGAU
Striga asiatica is the source of this 1306-nucleotide messenger RNA. Lineage: Eukaryota; Viridiplantae; Streptophyta; Magnoliopsida; Lamiales; Orobanchaceae. The record is from the annotation of a GenBank genome assembly.